AUGGAUGCUUUUAAGUGUUUCAACAAUGACUGCUAUGGAGAUGGGGAACAAUCAUUUCCAGCACUGGAAGAGCUCAUUUUCCGUGAUAUGCCUAGUUUGGAGGAAUGGACAACAGUUGAUAGAGGAGAAAAUUUUCCUUGUUUGCGGAAAUUAUGGAUCCAUGGAUGUCCCAGUUUUGAUGAGUUGGAGGUUCUUCCAGAUGGACUGCUUCAAAAUCACAAGGUUCUUGAGACCCUAUGGAUUAGUAGACUACGCAAUCUCAAGACCCUGUCACAUCAGCUGGAUAAUCUUUCUGCUCUGAAAAAAUUGACAAUUAAUUUUUGUAAUUCUCUCGAGUAUUUACCAGAUGGACUCAAAAACCUCAGAUCCCUUGAGACACUCGAGUUAAGUUGGUGUGACAGCCUUACAUCCUUACCGGCGACAGGGUUACAAGGCUUGUCUUCCCUGAGAUCAUUGAGCAUACAGAACUGUAAGGAACUAAGUUGUUUAUCUGAAGGAGUAAAACACCUGACUGCUCUCCAAUAUUUGAUGAUAAUUGGUUGUCCAGAGAUGACGUUUUUGCCCGAAGACAUGCAACAUUUAAAUGCUCUCCGAGCACUGUAUAUUGGAAGAUGUCCACAUUUGGAGAGGCGAUGCGAGAAAGAGAAAGGAGAGGACUGGCCAAAGAUAGCUCAUGUUCGUGAGAUUCAUAUGCAUCUGACGGAGCAACCUUGA
Molecule: messenger RNA, 714 nt
Organism: Ilex paraguariensis (yerba mate)
Lineage: Eukaryota; Viridiplantae; Streptophyta; Magnoliopsida; Aquifoliales; Aquifoliaceae
Source: the annotation of a GenBank genome assembly